AUGGCCUGCUCCCGCGCCCGCUGCCCCGGCCGUGAGAGUCCGAACCGCGGAGUAGAUACAGCGCCGCCAAGGGGAGCAGCCCUUGGUGGCACAACAAGCUGUGGUUCUAAAGAGCCUGUCUCCUGCUCCAGAGGAGGUUUCUCUGACCUGCCUCUCGCCCUGGGGCUGGCCAUCCCAGGCCUGAGCCACCAAAUCGCCGAAGCAGAGGCGGCGAUGGCCCACAACCAGGCCGAGCGUGCCCGUCUGGCCGCUCAAUAUGCGGCCUUGUUAGAUCAAGAGGCCGGAAUGGAUAUCGAUUUCACUCUGUACAUAAAUAGCUAA
Messenger RNA from Penicillium malachiteum, 321 nucleotides. RefSeq lists its product as uncharacterized. NCBI's taxonomy places the organism in Eukaryota, Fungi, Ascomycota, Eurotiomycetes, Eurotiales, Aspergillaceae. Bases 1 to 321 code for a protein of 106 amino acids. The transcript is spliced from 2 exons. The record is from RefSeq and is a predicted model, not a curated record.